GUGACGCUCUUAUGCUCAUUUCAGCAAUCAGAGAUCUUCCACCCCUCCAGCAACCACCAAGCUUCCUUCCUUGAGCAAGUCAGCUUGCACUUUGCAUUCAAGGGAAAUUAUCGUAAGUACACGAGCAGCUAGUUUUGGACGCAACAAUACACAAGGUCCCAGCAGUUGCAGCGGAAACCAUGGCCACCCAGUUCCAUACCAUCGUUUGGCUUUCCAUCACAAUGAUCUUCUGUGCACACGUGAAUGCACAAGGUCCGGUGGCAGCACCAGGCACGGCACCUGUUGUGCCCCCUACCGUCCCGUCCUCAGCACCUCCUAGCGCUGCACCAACAACGGCAUCUGCUCCUUUGGUCGCAACGCCAUCGGUGACUCCAUCAUCUGUGCCUUCUGGAGCUCCUUCCACCACUCCAGACUCUGCUCCAGUGUCUGCAGCUAAGCUUUCUCCAGUGACCACGCCCACCUCUGCACCUGCCCCAGGACCGGCAACUGAGAAGAGCGCUUCAGUGACGAUGAUCGCAACCGGAUGGAGGACCCUUGUUGUGGCUUCAGGUGUUUUGGUGGCGACUGUAAUGUAGAGUCCAGGCAGUAGUGCUCAUGUAUCACAUGCCAAUAUCCCGUUGGUGGCAAACAUUAUUAGACUUUCGAUCCUCAGCAGUAGCAGAGGUAGAAGCACCAACAAACAUCACAAGCAACACCAAAUCCAACCCGAGGGUUCAUCAUCAUCAUCGAAUUUCAAGACAAUUUUCGAGCUAGUUCUUACAUUAUUGCUGGAUGGAGGUAGAAAAACUAUCCUUGGAAUUACAGGGCUGCAUAGUAAGUGGUGCACCUGUGGAGUCUUUGGAGUUCCAUUAAUCCAAGGCAAGAUUUGCGUGUGCACUGGCUCAGAGUUCUAGCAGGACUCUGCAUAUAGAAGUUUUUAAUCACUAGCUCCGGGCAGACUUCACCAACUUCUGUACCGAGGCACGAAAGGAUUUUGUAUGAUAUUCAUUACAGGGCUUUGAAUUCCCUGAUGACUCUGGCUGCAACUUUUACACAAAAAGCACUCACGGAUCAGACUCACAUCAUGUGGCUG
This is a messenger RNA of Marchantia polymorpha subsp. ruderalis, 1072 nucleotides long. NCBI's taxonomy places the organism in Eukaryota, Viridiplantae, Streptophyta, Marchantiopsida, Marchantiales, Marchantiaceae. The record is from the annotation of a GenBank genome assembly.